CAAAGAUUUAAUACAACAUUGCAAUGGAGAAAAAUUUAUUCGCCGGGUGCGGAACCUUCGGAGUCGUACUUUUGUGUCUUAGCUAUUCGGUUUCUGGGCAAACUACUUGUUCCCCGGAUCAGUUCGCUUGUGCGAAUGGGGAAUGUAUUCCACUUCCAUGGGUCUGCGAUAAGACACCUGAUUGUUCCGAUGGUUCUGAUGAAACCAACUGUGAAGGGGAUGGGAGCUUAAUUGUUGAAAUCGGAAACGCCACUCUACCAUCAGCAGGGGGAAAAUCUGUCGCAGUUUAUGAUGGCGGAGACAGUGUUUUCAUCGUCGGAGGACAAAAUUACAGAUCCGAAAUUUCACAACAGUUUACAAAUCAAGUGGUUAAAUACUCGCUGUCAACGGAUACGGUUGAAGUAGUUGGAAGAUACGAUUGGACAAAUGGUGUAGGCCUGGGCGCGGCAGCCUACGAUCGAGCUACUAAUUCUGUUCUACAUUUUGGAGGGUAUAGUAACUAUCGUGGCACAACUUCUGCCUUUUUUGACGCAUGGAAGUUCAACGGAGAAAAACCGGCUGGUGAAACUAUUUCUCUUCUCCCCAAAGCUUUGUUUAAUACAGCAUACACGUAUGAUAACAAUGCAAACGCUUAUAUAUUUGGCGGACAGUAUAUUAGCAAUGGCGGGAUGUAUAGGUCAACUGAAAUCCUAAGAUUCUCGACUAUCUCCAACGCCACAACCAAGAUGAUCGACAUGCCGGAACAUCUUAUUAGCGCCUGUGCUGUCUGGGAUAAUGCCAACAGCGUGGCAUACAUUUUUGGCGGAAGUUAUGGGCAUAACUCGAACAAGCAGAUUUUCAAGUUCAGUCCUGUAACAAAAAUGUUUGAACUCACGGGAAUCGAGCUUCACACGCCUCCUAAAUUCUGUACUGCGGUGUGGGCUGGGGAUGCAAGAAAGAUUUAUAUCUUACUUAGCGAGCAGUAUCUCUGGUCUGAGUCAAAGUUAUUUCGUUUUGAUCCUGAUUGCGCCACGCAACCAAUAACUGAAGUUGCAGUAACCGGAUUGCCAGACAGGUUUAUCAAUGUCCCGUCUGUUUAUGUGGAAUCUUUGGAAAGGAUUUAUUUCCUUGGUGGGGAAGCUGGACAGGGAGAAAACUUUCGAAAUCAAAUUAUAUAUAUUCAUUUAAACGAGACGUUACCCACCUGUUCGGAACCUACAACUACCGCGGAAACUCAAGAAACUACUAUCACGACGGAAUUACUAUCCUCGACAUCGACCACCUCGGCGUCAACAAUAACAACGACAGCGCCAGUAUCCUCUUCUACGACACAAUUUGAAUUUGAUUGCACCAAUAAACCAAAUGGGGUGUAUCCACAUCCAUACUCUUGCAAACUGUAUGUACAAUGCAGUGCUGGAAUAACAUAUGUAUUCGAAUGCCCAAACAACCUUUUGUUUCAUCCUGUUUUACUUGUUUGUGAUUACCCUGAGAAUGUCCCAUGCCAGGUCUGAUUACUCCAUUUGUUCCCAUGUUUUAAACCAAGCAACAAUAAAUCGUUAAAUGUAGCCGUUUCAUCAAAUAAAAAAAAUCACAGUGCAGAACAA
Messenger RNA from Folsomia candida, 1583 nucleotides. RefSeq lists its product as uncharacterized. The transcript has 8 exons. Gene Ontology annotation, molecular function: protein binding; chitin binding. NCBI's taxonomy places the organism in Eukaryota, Metazoa, Arthropoda, Collembola, Entomobryomorpha, Isotomidae. The coding region runs from base 24 to 1490 and encodes 488 amino acids. The record is from RefSeq and is a predicted model, not a curated record. Gene Ontology annotation, cellular component: extracellular region.